Messenger RNA from Lathyrus sativus (Indian pea), 2337 nucleotides. The record is from the annotation of a GenBank genome assembly. Lineage: Eukaryota; Viridiplantae; Streptophyta; Magnoliopsida; Fabales; Fabaceae.
AUGGCCAACACUGAAAACAGAGAACCGAAGGUUCACUCUGUUUCCUCUGUUUUUCUCUGUUUUCGAAUUUUCUAUGUGACAGUUCUGUUGAACUGUAACCAUGUUUAUGGACAAACAUCAUCUGUUUUUGCCUGUGAUGUUGCCAAGAAUGCGAAUUUAUCAAGCUAUGGAUUCUGCGACAAGUCAUUGUCGGUGGAAGAUAGGGUUUCAGACUUGGUGAAGAGAUUGACACUGCAAGAGAAAAUAGGGAACCUUGGAAACUCUGCUGUUGAAGUUAGCAGACUUGGGAUACCAAAGUAUGAAUGGUGGUCUGAAGCUCUUCAUGGAGUUUCUAACAUUGGUCCUGGUACACGUUUUUCAAGUUUGGUUCCAGGUGCUACUAGUUUUCCUAUGCCUAUUCUUACUGCAGCUUCUUUCAAUACUACCCUCUUUCAAGCCAUUGGAAGUGUGGUUUCAACUGAAGCAAGAGCAAUGUACAAUGUAGGGUUGGCUGGUUUGACAUAUUGGUCACCAAACAUAAACAUAUUCAGAGAUCCGAGAUGGGGAAGGGGACAAGAAACACCAGGGGAAGAUCCUUUGUUAAGUGGCAAAUAUGCCGCAGGAUAUGUGAAAGGUCUUCAACAAACCGAUGAUGGAGACUCCGACAAGCUUAAGGUUGCUGCUUGUUGCAAACAUUAUACAGCUUAUGAUGUUGAUAAUUGGAAAGGUGUUCAGCGUUAUACGUUCAACGCUGUGGUGAGUCAACAAGAUUUGGAUGACACAUUCCAACCUCCAUUUAAGAGUUGCGUGAUCGAUGGGAAUGUAGCUAGUGUCAUGUGUUCUUACAAUCAAGUUAAUGGAAAACCAACUUGUGCAGACCCUGAUCUUCUUAAGGGAGUUAUCAGAGGAAAAUGGAAAUUAAAUGGAUAUAUAGUUUCUGAUUGUGACUCGGUGGAAGUGCUUUUCAAAGAUCAGCACUAUACCAAAACUCCCGAAGAAGCUGCAGCCAAAACCAUACUGUCAGGUUUAGAUUUGGACUGUGGAAGUUAUCUUAGCCAAUAUACUGGAGGGGCGGUAAAGCAAGGGCUUGUUGAUGAAGCGUCCAUUAACAAUGCUGUCUCGAACAAUUUUGCGACAUUGAUGCGUCUUGGUUUCUUUGAUGGUGAUCCAAGCAAGCAUGCUUAUGGAAAUCUUGGUCCAAAGGAUGUGUGCACUCCAGAGAACCAGGAGCUAGCUCGCGAAGCUGCAAGACAAGGGAUUGUGUUGCUUAAAAAUAGUCCAGGAUCAUUGCCUCUAAAUUCCAAAUCCAUUAAAUCUUUGGCAGUUAUAGGACCUAAUGCUAAUGCUACAAGGGUCAUGAUUGGGAACUAUGAAGGAAUCCCUUGCAAAUAUACAUCACCCUUGCAAGGCCUAACGGCCGUAGUUUCUACAACUUACGCUCCUGGAUGUCCCGAUGUGCAAUGCGCGAAUGCCCAGAUAGACGAUGCUGCGAAGAUUGCAGCCUCUGCAGAUGUGACCGUUAUUAUUGUAGGUGCAAAUCUAGCUAUAGAGGCGGAAAGUCUCGACAGAGUUAACAUUCUACUUCCAGGUCAGCAACAACAGCUAGUUAGUGAAGUUGCGAACGUAUCCAAGGGGCCCGUGAUUCUUGUCAUAAUGUCUGGAGGAGGCAUGGAUGUUUCCUUUGCCAAAACUAAUGAUAAAAUCACAAGCAUUUUGUGGGUUGGCUACCCUGGCGAAGCUGGUGGAGCUGCCAUAGCCGAUGUCAUUUUCGGUUCGUUCAAUCCAAGUGGAAGGCUACCGAUGACAUGGUAUCCGCAAUCAUAUGUAGAAAAGGUACCAAUGACGAACAUGAACAUGAGGGCCGAUCCUGCUACCGGUUACCCUGGAAGAACUUACAGAUUUUAUAAAGGAGAAACCGUUUUCUCAUUCGGAGAUGGAAUGAGCUUCGGCACGGUCGAACACAAAAUAGUAAAAGCACCUCAGUUGGUGUCAGUUCCUCUCGCUGAGGAUCACGAAUGCCGUUCCUUACAAUGCAAGUCACUUGAUAUUGCCAACGAGCAUUGUCAAAACAUGGCAUUUGAUAUCCACCUUAGUGUCAAAAACACGGCGAAAAUGAGUAGUAGCCAUACAGUUUUGUUAUUCUUUACACCUCCGGAUGUGCACAAUGCGCCUCAGAAACACUUGUUAGGUUUCGAGAAAGUUGAAUUGCCUGGAAAAUCAGAAGGAAUGGUAAAGUUCAAGGUAGAUGUUUGCAAUGAUUUGAGUGUGGUUGAUGAACUUGGAAACAGAAAAGUUCCAUUGGGAGAACACAUGCUUCAUGUUGGAAACUUGAAGUAUCCAUUGAGUGUGAGGAUUUGA